Messenger RNA from Impatiens glandulifera, 1313 nucleotides. RefSeq names its product prostaglandin E synthase 2-like. The transcript is spliced from 6 exons. The record is from RefSeq and is a predicted model, not a curated record. Gene Ontology annotation, cellular component: mitochondrion. Lineage: Eukaryota; Viridiplantae; Streptophyta; Magnoliopsida; Ericales; Balsaminaceae. Bases 66 to 1064 code for a protein of 332 amino acids. Gene Ontology annotation, molecular function: prostaglandin-E synthase activity.
CAUACAAAAGCAAGAGAAAAUACUAAGGAAGAGAGAUCUACAAAAAAUUUCUACCAAUUUCCACCAUGAGAAGGGUUCCGAUUUUCAUCUCUUCAACACUACGCCAAGCUAUUCUCCCUGCUCACGAAGGUUAUGCAGUUACUUGCUCCCAAUAUAGGUUCCUUCAGUCUGCAGAGUAUAGCUCUGCCCGCGCCGCCGGUUCCUCUACUGGUCCCCGUUGGUUUUCCACUUUUUUCAAUUCAACAUUCAGUGCUUCCGCUCGCGUUGCGUCUCUCGGCAUCGCCUGUGCUGUUGUUACAACCGUCGGAUCUGUUUCGCUGUUUCAGGAGGUUCUCGCGAAAGAGACUCUUUCACCUGAGUUUGCUCCCAAGGACGUUGUUCUUUAUCAAUAUGAAGCUUGCCCUUUUUGUAACAAAGUUAAAGCCUUUUUGGACUAUUAUGACAUACCAUACAAAGUAGUGGAGGUCAACCCAAUUAGUAAGAAAGAAAUUAAAUGGUCUGAAUACAAGAAGGUGCCAAUAUUGGUGGUGGAUGGCCAGACGCUGGUUGAUUCCUCAGAUAUCAUCGAUAAGUUAUCUGACAGAAUCCAUCCCAAAAAAACAGCUGGUUCCAUACCUGAGGAUGACGAAGAGAUAAAAUGGCGAAGGUGGGUGGAUAAUCAUCUGGUGCAUGUUCUUUCACCAAAUAUAUAUCGCAAUACAUCUGAGGCUUUAGAAUCUUUUGAUUAUAUCACUAGCAAUGGUAAUUUCAGUUUCACUGAGAAACUUACAGUAAAGUAUGCUGGAGCUGCAGCCAUGUACUUUGUAUCCAAGAAACUGAAGAAAAAAUACAACAUUACUGAUGAGCGUGCUGCCUUGUAUGAAGCUGCAGAAACUUGGGUUGAUGCUUUGGAUGGCCGAGACUUUCUUGGAGGUUCAAAGCCUAAUAUAGCGGAUUUAGCUGUAUACGGAGUUUUGCGGCCCAUUCGUUAUUUGAGGUCAGGUAAGGACAUGGUGACACACACGCGUAUUGGCGACUGGUAUACGAGAAUGGAGAAAGCAGUUGGAGAGUCGAACAGGAUAUAAAGAAGGCUUGAAUUGACAAAUAAACAAGCAAUUUUUUUGAGGAAUUUUUUCUAUGCAUACAUACCCCUUGUGAUUUUGGGUAUGGUUGCACCAAUAUUUGUUCAAUAUAUAUCUUAUUAAUAAAAAGUCUGCUGCUGGCUAUAAAGCUGUUGCUAUAUACAUAUUUUAGAUUAAUCAUUAUUGAAUAUUUGGAGCUAUUUAGACUCUAUUUUAGACAUGGGUUAAAUACCAUAUUUACAAUUUUUUUAC